This is a messenger RNA of Quercus robur (English oak), 1458 nucleotides long. Its product is annotated as E3 ubiquitin ligase BIG BROTHER-related. The record is from RefSeq and is a predicted model, not a curated record. NCBI's taxonomy places the organism in Eukaryota, Viridiplantae, Streptophyta, Magnoliopsida, Fagales, Fagaceae. Bases 184 to 1176 code for a protein of 330 amino acids. The transcript has 7 exons.
CCUCCUCAGACAGAUAGAUUCUUGAAUAAUACCUUAAUAUUCCCUCCAUUCCAAAAGAAAAGAAAAGAGUAUCACUCACUCCUUUUCGUUAUUUAGAUCUCUCCUCCAAAUUCCAAUUCCUGUUUGAUUUUUUUUUUUUUUUUGAAUUCUCUCUGUGUGUAUUUGCUUUCUAUCUAUCUAUCUAUGGAGAAUAAGGAUUCCCUAGACAAAUUAAAUAAUACCCAACCAGAAAAGGAACAAGAACAAGAACAAGAACACAACCCUAAUUCUUCUAUCAAUCUUGUUGAGGAACAACAAGAAGAAGAAAGAAAUGGAUCCGACGUGGACCAACCCCCUCAGUCGCCUCGUCAACCCUCAUCAUCAACAACAACAACAACAAGAACUCCCUUUACUAAUCUCAGUCAGGUCGAUGCUGACCUCGCUCUUGCUCGUACCCUUCAGGAACAGGAAAGGGCAUACAUGAUGCUCCGAAUCAACAAUGAAGGUAGUGAUUAUGGAAGUUGGGAGGCUGGAAGCUAUGUCCUUGAUGAUGAUGACGACGAGGACGAUGAGGAUGAAGAUUUUAAUGAUCCACAUGAUGAGACUGACGAUGAGAGAAUUGAUGGAGCUGAUGACAAUGAUGAAGAUGCUUUCGAUGUCCAUGCUCAUGCCAACGACGACUUAGCUGGAGAAGAAAAUAACCCCGGUAUUGAAUUCGACCCUGCUGUCUUCUCUAGCGAUGAGGCCUAUGCAAGGGCCCUACAGGAUGCUGAAGACAGAGAUAUGGCUGCUAGAUUGUUGGCUCUUGCUGGGAUAAAUGAUUUGGAAGCUGAUGAGGAUGAGGACAUAGAGGAUCAUGGUGCCAACUCUCAGGAUGCAUGGGAGGAGCUUGAUCCCGAUGAACUAUCCUAUGAGGAGUUGCUUGCAUUGGGUGAUGUAGUUGGAACAGAGAGCAGAGGGCUUUCAGCUGAUAUAAUUGCUUCUUUGCCUUCAAUAAAUUACAAGUCAGGAAGCAGUCAGAACGGAAGCAGCAAUGAUUCCUGUGUUAUUUGUCGGUUGGACUAUGAGGAUGGUGAAACCUUGACAGCGCUUUCUUGCAAACAUUCUUACCAUCCUGAGUGUAUUAAUAAUUGGUUGAAUAUAAACAAGGUCUGCCCUGUUUGCAGUGCUGAGGUUUCCGUAUGUGGCAACAGCUAGUACAAUAUAUGGAUCGUCCUCUUCUACAAAUCAGAGACCAUUUGCAUAAGUUUGGAUCCAAUAUAAGCUUUUUUUUAUGUACACAAUUUUAUCAGCUAGUGUAACACAUGCCUGGUUGUAUCUAUGUUUUGAAGUGAAGUCCAUAAUCGGGACUAGUUUACCAUAUUAUAUUAGAUAUGGCCUCUCUUUAUUGAAUUGCCGAGCAUAGUAGCAAAGUUUUUAUUGGAUCUUUGAUGGUAACCCCCUAUAUAUAUAUAUAUUGAAGAUGGUUAGUUUUGCUAA